Amorphotheca resinae ATCC 22711 is the source of this 2056-nucleotide messenger RNA. RefSeq lists its product as hypothetical. The record is from RefSeq and is a predicted model, not a curated record. Bases 92 to 1957 code for a protein of 621 amino acids. Gene Ontology annotation, cellular component: cytosol. Gene Ontology annotation, biological process: regulation of Golgi organization. NCBI's taxonomy places the organism in Eukaryota, Fungi, Ascomycota, Leotiomycetes, Helotiales, Amorphothecaceae. The transcript has 7 exons.
ACAGAUUAUUGCAUUUACUUUCCACAACUAGGUCUCCCGCAUUUCCCUGAUCUACAUGAGAAUAUCCCCGGAGUCUCUGCUGCCAUGAAGAAUGGACCCAUCUCCUCUCACUCAGCAAGCUCGGCCCGAGGUGUUCCAGCAAAAGAUCGUUGAGCUCUAUCAAUCUCUGUUCAAGAGUGAUGAUGAUCGCGAGAAAUCCGAGGGCUUCUGGAGGGAGUUCUUCCUGUUGAAACCAGACCGAGCGACAUUGAACCGCAUCUUGCUCGACUUAAGCCCGGACGAUCUGUUGCAACUUCAGGUACAAACGCGACAACUUUUCUCUAGGGCAGUAGCAUGCAUCAAAGCAGGAAGUGCUCCAGCAGAUGCGCAUGCUCUUGAUACUGGCACGACUUUCUUUGCCUCGAUCCUCCCGAAGAAAUAUACGAACCCUAGCUCUGAUAUAAUCAAUGUCUUGGCCGGAUUGGAUCACAUAGAUGCCAUCUUCACUGAAUUCGUUGCCGCGCUGGACGUUACAAUACGAACAGGAAGAGAUUUGGACAUACGUCAAAAGGCAAUCCAAGCUGCAUUGUCAGUGGUUUCGGGCGCAUAUCAAACGAGUCUCCUUUCAUAUUUCACGCACCGCGAUCUUUUUCCUUCACUUAUGAAGUUCAUACAAGAUUCUGAUACCACUUCCCGCGCAUUCGAACCCUUUACCCUUCUUGGUCUUUUAGCAAAUUACAACAAAUUCGAAUUUCAAAACCCAUAUCGGUUACGACUUGACGACUUCGUGAAUGAGGGAUCUAUACAGAAGAUAAUAAGAUCUGUAGGGACCACUUGUGCAGAUGCACGUGCAAAAUAUGUCGCGGUCCAGGACGAUCUUCCUGAAGGAUGGUCAAUCUCCAAUACCUUGAGCAUAAUAGGACUUGGUCCGAAGUCUGCCAGUCCGGCAUUUGAUCCAGAGGUUGCAAAGGAAAUGUUUGCGAAAUUACCUAGCCAUGAAGCAGCUGUACUUCUUGCAACUUAUGACUUCGCGCUUGCCAAUAAGCUGUUCUGCUUCAAUUUCGUCUCCUUGCCAGCUGAGAAGGGCAUGGAAGCCCCUAUUGGCAGCUUUCUAUCACUCACCUCAUAUGUAUUUCAACAUGCACAUGCAUCUACGCGCACAGCCCUCUACUCCCAUCUCAACCUCCUUAUUUUACGACUCCUGAUAGAAGACCAAGUCCUAUGCAAACGGAUGUGCAGUGCCGAGAGUAAAAUGCCUGUCCGAUUAUGUCGACAGAGGCAGCCAUACCUACCCUUAGUUAAGGGCGACAGAAUGUUGGUGGUUAGCAUAUUGGACACGAUGAUUGACGGAAUCAACCACAACUUAAGGCGGCGGCUUGAUGUGGACCUGUACAUCCUUAGUGUGGGAAUCAUCCUCCGCCUUAUCUCACACCUCUCUCGAUCGCGCACGCGGCUCGCCUAUCACUGGUCAGAGCUAUUCCGGUCUCUCCUUUCUCUUGUCCGCUUCCUUACUAGCUACACGGCCGACCUCAAGCACCUUCCUCGCAUUGAAAUUCUACUCGAUAGCUUGGUCAAUCUGAUUGCUCUCUCAUUAUCGGCCGGUGAGGCAUUCCUCCCAAAUCCGGCAGCGUAUGACGACUUGUUCUACAAGCUUGUAGAGACAGGCGAAGUAUUAGUGAAGUUCCGUGACAAUUACGACCUAGAGAAAAGGCCGACAAAUUCUAUAGACACCUUGAUUAGCGUCAGCACACAUUACAAACAGCUACUUUCUGAUGGGUCGACUGGUAGGAGUGGGAAGUAUUUGACCAGUGCGCAGGUUGCGGGAGUUAUCAAACAAGGCUAUGAAACGUUGAGUAUCCAGGCCAAAGAAGGAUUAGAUAGUUGGGACAGGUAUCGAGAGGCGGAUGAGAGGGUCUUCUUGAAGAAGAUGGCGAGGACAGUGGUAGGCGAUGUGAAGGCGCUCAUCGGAGAGGCCUGAGGAUUUGAGAUGCUCUUGUACUACUACUAUGGCAGGAUAGGAAUCCACUUGAUGACGCAUGAUCAUUGAAUCCCAAUCUGGCACUGUCAUCUUCUCACG